This is a messenger RNA of Cercopithifilaria johnstoni, 1053 nucleotides long. NCBI's taxonomy places the organism in Eukaryota, Metazoa, Nematoda, Chromadorea, Rhabditida, Onchocercidae. The record is from the annotation of a GenBank genome assembly.
AUGAGUGCUCGAAAUCGACGAGAUUUGGAAAAUAGAGAAUUAGAAUCAUUAGCACAAUGUUUACCACUUGCUGCUGCUAUAACAUUUCAGCUUGAUAAGAUUGAAACAAUGGCAAUAGGCUCAUUUUUACUUCAAACUUUGGAUGGUUUUGUACUUAUUCUUGAUGCUUCUGGUAAAAUGAUGUACGUAUCAGAAACUGCUUCUGUUCAUUUAGGACUUUCACAGGUAGAAUUAAUUGGUUCAUCGAUAUUUGAUUUUCUUCACCGUGAUGAUGAACCGGAAUUACGAUAUAUCCUAUCAAAUACCGAUUUCAACUGUACUACUCAAUUUACAACCAACAAUAAUAAUAAUAAUAAUAAUCAAUCGUACAAUGAUGAAAUUGAGCGCAUGUUUUUCAUUCGGCUAAAAUGUGUUUUACCAAAACGAAAUGCUGGAAUAAUUUAUAACGGAUAUAAGACAAUUAGUUGUUGGGGUUAUUCGAAAAUCUGUCAUGAUGGUGAAAGGAUUACAAAUAUGGGCUUAUUAGCUGUUGGAUAUAUGCUUACACGUAGCGGUAUUACCGAAUUAAAACUUUCUUCUUCGACAUUCAUGUUUCGAGCUCGUCUUGAUUUAAAUAUUAUUUUUGUUGAUUCAAGAGUAACAGCACUCACUGGUUUCGGUGCUUCUUCUCUUCUCGACACAUCCUUAUAUCAAAUGGUACUUCUGGAAGACGCGUAUACUAUCGAGAAGGCUCAUAAGAUUCUAUUACACAAGAAUCAAUCAACAACAGGAUACUAUCGAUUGUUACACCGUAUACGGGGAUACGUUUGGGCCCAAAGUCAAUUUUGCAUAGUACCAAUGUUGCGCGCAACUGUUACACACUGCAUCGUAGCUGUAACCGAAAUUUUUAGCAAAAGAGAGGGCGACAUGACAUUGGCGAUCAUUCAGCUUGAUGCUGAAGAAGAUGUUCCAGAAAGUACACUUGGAGAAUACUCAAAUCUUUUUUAUAAAGGCGCACCAGCUUCAGCUCCCCUUUAUUUGGAUUACAACGCGCAUAUGUUACCAGAUAAAUAA